Molecule: messenger RNA, 3784 nt
Organism: Carassius gibelio (silver crucian carp)
Lineage: Eukaryota; Metazoa; Chordata; Actinopteri; Cypriniformes; Cyprinidae
Product: growth hormone receptor-like
Exons: 9
Coding region: 614-2281 (555 amino acids)
Molecular function (GO): protein binding
Source: RefSeq, a predicted model, not a curated record
CAGCUUUAGGGGAGAGGAAAUAAUCUCAGCUCUGACCGCAAGGCUUGAUUGAUAUAUUCCGCUGUAUUCUUCUAAAAGCGCGCGAUUAUAAAGAUUAACACGCACGUGAAUACUGGUGUAAAUAAAUAAAUAAUGUGCAAAGUGUACCGUUUUUCAUAGUAAAGACUAACGUUAGUUGUAGGAAAACACUAUGACGCUUAUCAGGGCGGAGUCCCGUGCAACGUUACAUUUAUUAUUUUCGCAUGCGAAACUCUACAUGCAGUAAACCGAUUAAACCUUGCUGCUGUAUAAGGUUUACUUUUAAGCUCCCUUCGCAGGGUGCUUCAAGGAAAAGUGGCGCCUUUCUUCGAAUGUGCCCUAGAAAAAAAACUAUUACGGAUGCUGGAGCCACAUAUCCAGAGGUCUGAAGUUCUGUCAGAAACGUGUUUAGGCUAAGGGGCAGAAGAGAAAAGAUGUAUAAUUUCUGAUGCUUGUUCUAAAACGUUGAUAGAAGAUAUAAACUGAACGUGCUACUAUCACACGAAGAAAUCGAGCUUCCCUGAGGAAUACUUUCACAGAAGUUACGGAUCCUCGUUACUAAUCUGAAUCACACUCUUGGAAAAGGAACUAAAUCAUGGAGACUGCCCUUCUCAUCUGUAUCUUGUUGGCCUGUGCUGUGGCAACACAAACUGUGCCUCCUACAAUACAAGGUCAGACUUCAACACGGCCUCAUCUGACUGGCUGCUUCUCACGAGAGCUGAUGACUUUCCAUUGUCAGUGGGAGACUGGAUCCCUCCAGAACCACACAGAACUCGAGGAUCUGAGUCUUUUCUACAUGUUAAAAAAGGAUUCUAAGAAAUGGGUGGAAUGUCCAAGUUACAGUUCCAUAAAGAAAAAUGAAUGCUACUUUGAUUCCAGUAAUACCAUUAUAUGGUACCCUUACGUGGUCCAGCUGCGUUCACGAUCUCUUGAUGUUGUUUAUGAUGAAAUUUCCUUCAACGUGGAAGACAUUGUGUUUCCAGACCCACCUGUGGGACUGAACUGGACACUUUUGAAAAUGGGCUCAACUGGCUUAAUCUAUGACGUGGUUGUGAGUUGGGAUCCACCCCCAUCUGCUGCAGAGAAUGUGAAAAUAGGAUGGAUCUUGCUGGUAUACGAGACACAGUACAGAGAAAAGGGUUCAGAACAGUGGAACUCACUGAAUAAUGGCAAAGACACACAGGCGCACAUCUAUGGUCUGCAAAGCAGCAUUGAAUAUGAAGUCAGAGCCAGGACAAAAAUGAGAGGCUACAACUUUGGUGUCUUCAGUGACUCCAUCUUUAUACUUGUUCCUAACAUAGAAUCAAGAAUUCCUAUUACAGCUGUGUUGGUCUUCGCUGCCAUUGGUAUCGCGAUUAUUUUGAUGCUGGUGGUAGUUUCACAUCAACAAAAGUUAAUGGUGAUUUUCCUGCCACCAGUCCCUGGACCAAAAAUCAAAGGAAUUGAUCCUACGCUUUUACAGAAAGGUCAAAUGAGUGAAUUCACGUCAAUCUUAGGCACCCAGUUGGGCUUGCGGCCAGAACUGUACAGCAACGAUCCAUGGGUAGAGUUCAUGGAGGUGGACAUCGACGAACCGCAUUACAGCCAGGAGGAGCUCCUCGUCUCUGAUUCGCCUCAAAUGUCCAGUAGUUUCAGGGAUGAUGACUCAGGUCGGGCUAGCUGCUGUGAUCCAGACCUGUCAGAUCAUGAUCAAACUGAUCACCUACAUCACCAUUUGCCCAGCAACCAUGAUGGUUUCCACCCAUUGACACGUGCACAAUCUGGGCCAGAGCAACCUGCAGCUGUCUGUCCACAAGACACAACCUGGUCAAAAAGCCUUUACUCACAAGUGAGUGAUGUCACUCGAUGUGGUGAAGUUGUGCUUUCUCCUGAACAACAAGAAAUUCGGAAGGAUGAAGACCACAAUAAAAGGGAAGAAAUCCAACAGUUGGUAGUGAUUCCUGAUGAAAGAGGCUACACCUCUGAGUUUGUUGCCAGCACAAUCAGCACCAACCAAAAUAAACCAAACCCACCGGCAGACCAAUCACAGAAUCAAGAACCACACAGUGCAUUCAGAGACCUUCAAAUCCUGGGCACUGAAACCGUUAUGUCGCCACAGUCCACUGCAUUUCCCAUCCUUGCACUGCCUACCAGUCCAGAGUACACCAUGAUAGAUGGCGUGGACUGGAAAAACAGUCUCCUCCUGAAACCUAAUACACCAACCGCUCCACAGAAGGCAGCGGUGACUUUGCCAACUCCUGAAGGGUACUUGACUCCUGACUAGUGGUCAACCAAUAUAUUGCCAAGGCCGAUAUAUCGGCUGAUAUUUGGCAUUUUUAAAUAUCGGCAUUGGGCAAUACGUUUUUGUGCUUGGCCGAUGUGUUCGAGGCGGAACUUUUAUUUUUACGGUGCUGAGAGUGGCAGCGCUGUCAUUGAACAGUUUGUCUAAUAAUCAGAUAGAACUGUUGAACAAAUUAAUUAAAAGGUAUACACAAAGUAUUAUAAUGACCGAUUUUAUAUUAUUAAUAACUGAAAGGCAAACAAUACUUUCUCAUUUGCCAUCAGCAUUCAGCAAAUACGCACAUCAUUAAAACAAACCUUUAAGUGACUAAUGAAAAUGUAAUUUCAAAAACCUUGCAGACGUAGUCGAAUCCAGCUGUAAGAUCUUGUGUAGUGUGCAUUUGUAUAUUGCCUGAUUGCGUGUGCUCUGUGUGACAGUUGAUCCGUGCGAAUUGAAUCCGGAGAAAAGAGGUCAGCUUCACUGGAGAUGCGCAAUCAACUUUAAACUCGUGAUUUCAUACUAUGUUGAUUUAUGCAAUUGCGCACUGUCAUGUUCAUGCCAUUUUUACUGUGUGCUGCAUGUAAAAUAAGUGUUAGCUUGGCUUUUGUUGAAAAAUUAUGAUUCCCAAUGCACACAAACUUGUUAUACUUAUCUAUCUAUCUAUCUAUCUAUAUAUAUAUAUAUAUAUAUAUAUAUAUAUAUAUAUAUAUAUAUAUAUCUUGGCUUUAUAUGAGCAAUCUGCCACCCUGCCCUCUUAGAUAUCGCCAUCGGCUGUCAAAAAAACAAUAUUGGUCGAUCACUAAUCCUGACCUACUCGACAACAUUAACUAAAAGUGGAGUACAUUUGCUCUUCGUGAGAUAUCUGAAUCUUAAAUGUAUUCAAAUAUAUAAAAUAUUAGAAGAUAAAAAGGGAAAAUAAUAUAUUACAAUAUAUCACAAUAUAUUUUAAGAAAUAUAUUGGUAAAUAUAUUUUCCUUUCGUAAGGGAUGCAGCAGAAGAAUGUUAGUUGUUAAAUACAAAACGAUAUUAACUGAUAUUUUAUGCUCUCACAUGUUGUGUAACAGCUAUAUUGCUCUAUUACAGCUCCAUAAUUUAUGCACUUAUUUAUUUUCACUGAACUAACUACCAACUAUGGCUGUGUAAACUGCAAAGUGCCUACUUUAGAUUAUAUUUCAUCAUCAGUGUUAAAAAUAGUGCACAUUUAAAUCAAAAGGGGUUUAUGUGAACUGUUUAUGUGAACUGUUACUGGCUCUUGUCCUCAGUGCUAUUUUUUUUCUUAAAGGACUGGACUGGCUUUUGUGCCACAGUGAUGUAAAUAUGUAACAAGCGUUCUAGAAAUACACACACACACACACACACAAUAAUGGCUUUUUUUUGUCAAUUGGGUUUGAAUACUCAUUGCUAUGUUUUGGCCUUGGUUCAGUAUUACUUAUCAGUGCACUAUGUUUUUAAAGCUAUAAUGUGACCACAUUGUCUCUAAAUAAAUGGCAGCAAUGAACUUCGAAA